AUGCGUUUUUUAAAUCGAGUGAAAUUUUACUUUUCUCACCAAAUUUCGCUUGUGCUUGGCUGUUGUCUGGGCAUAACUAUUUCCCUCAUACUGCUUCCUAUAACGGAAGAGCACUGCUCUCGGCAACAGAAUUUCCUGCCAGUUACUGGCGCAUCGGAAAUGUCACCUCAGUCAACGACAGUUGACGAGUAUCAACCUGUUCUUAAUUUGCACAACAAACCGAAGAAUUCUCAUUUUGAAAAACCUCAAGUUCCUAGGUCUCGGUACUACUCUACCGAACUCGGCAUUCGCGAGAAGCUGUUCAUUGGUGUUUUGACAACUUCACAAACGAUUUUAACUCUAGGUUCCGCCCUGAAUCGUACCCUCUCGAAACACGCAAAUAAAAUUAUUUUCUUCCUACAGGGCUCAGAAGCUGAAAAUGUUGAUUCGAACGUUGGGGCGGUAGUAGCCUUCUCUGAAAAACGUGAUAUCCUCGCGCCGUUUAAUAUGUUGCAAUAUGUGUCUGAAAAUUUUCUCAAAGAGUAUGAUUUCUUUUUCUUCGCGCGAGAUACUACACAUGUUCGUGGCAAAAAGUUGUUUGAGUUAACAACUCAUAUCAGUAUAACUCAAAAUGUCCAUUUAGGACGGCCUCUGGACCCUGACUCUCUAUACUGUUCAUUAGAUGCUGGAAUUUUACUGUCUCAUUCUGUAUUUUUUCAAACUGUGAAGGACCUGGAGUGGUGUGUGCAGCAUACUUUUUCUGAAAGUGAUAGCGAUAAUUUUGGCCGAUGCAUUUUGCAUGGUACAGAUCAACCUUGUGCUUCCACUGUACAGGGCUAUACUUACAUAUCUCACCAAGUGUCAAAACAUGAUGGCCUAGAAACAUCAAUAAAAAAGUCAUCAUGGCCAAAAGAUCUUAAAAAUGCUCUCACAAUCUAUUCAGUUUCGAGUCAAGAGCAGCAUUUCAUGAUACAUCAUUAUUUUUGCCAACAAGAGCUUAUUGACAAUCACCAUGAACUGCGGGAAACUCAGAACAAAAUAUCAAACAUCAGCUUGAACCUUCCUCAGAAUUUCAGUGACAUAUCCUGGCCCAUCGGAAUUGAACCUCCAUUCAAACCACAUCAUCGUUUUGACGUCCUGCCUUGGAUUUAUUUCAAUACCACACACAAUUUUUGGCAAGGCGAACUGCAAGUGAUAUCCGAAGUUAAAGGACUCAAUAAACUUGAAAUUGAAGAUUUACUCAAGUAUACAGUUGAGUGGGCAAAGUCUACUUACAACGGCAGGUACAUAUUCCAGAAAUUGGUUAACGGAUAUAAGAGAUUUGAUCCUACAAGGGGAACAGAGUACAUGUUGGAUAUGAUAUUCCUAGAAGAUGCUACUGGCCGUGAAAUACUUAAACGGAUUGCAGCCGUCAGGCCUCUGAAUGAAGUGGAAAUAAUUCCUGUUCCUUUUGUAACCGAGCACACAAGAGUGGUUCUUCUGGUGGUCAUUAAGGCAAAUGAGAGAAAUGAAGCGCUGAGAUUUUUAGAAGAUUAUGCAAAAGCUUGCAUUGAAAAGCAAGAUAGUACUGUCAUGUUGCUUGUGUUUCUCUAUGGUCCGCAAGAUCCAGGGAAGGGAGAAAAAGAAGACAUAUUUCGACCAGUUAAAGACUUAGUCGGCAGUCUUGUAAACAAGUACAGAUCUAAUGGUGCCAAAAUAGCAUGGUUCAGUGUGAAAACUACCGGUGAAAUGCCUCCUUACUUUGCUAUCCUCGACUUGGUUUCCCGAAAGUUGUCAACAGAAUCCUUGUUGCUUUUGUGUCACGUUGGAAUGGAGGUUCGCUCUGAUUAUAUCAACCGCGUCCGGAUGAAUACAAUUCUCAAAGCUCAAGUUUUCUUCCCUAUCCCUUUUCGACAAUACCAUCCCUCAUUGGCUUAUAAGCAUAUCACUCUCCCAGAUAACGUUGAAGUGAAGAAAGACCUCGGGCAUUUUGAUUCUGAGAGCUACGAGCAUGCCAGCUUCUACUUAUCCGAUUACUUAUCCGUCAGAAAGCAACUGGAAUCGGUAAUCCCGGUAAUCAAGUCGGACAAAGAUCUCAAGAAUGCGCAUUUGUAUAACCAGCGGUAUGACUUGUUUGAAAUGUUUCUUCAGUCAAAACUGCACAUGAUGAGAGCUGUGGAACCUGAUUUGAGGAUAAGGUUCAAAUUUGAUGCCUGUGAUUUCGAGUCUAACAUUGGAACAUAUCAAGAAUGCCUACAGAAUAGGGAAGAAAAUUUAGGCACAAAGUCUCAAAUGGCUGCUGCAGUUCUGUCGCAUGCUGAACUUGACACGAAAGACGGUCUGCAAUUUAAUGAUAUUUUGUAG
Molecule: messenger RNA, 2322 nt
Organism: Uloborus diversus
Lineage: Eukaryota; Metazoa; Arthropoda; Arachnida; Araneae; Uloboridae
Gene: Chpf
Product: chondroitin sulfate synthase 2-like
Exons: 2
Coding region: 1-2322 (773 amino acids)
Cellular component (GO): Golgi cisterna membrane
Molecular function (GO): glucuronosyl-N-acetylgalactosaminyl-proteoglycan 4-beta-N-acetylgalactosaminyltransferase activity
Source: RefSeq, a predicted model, not a curated record